Talaromyces atroroseus is the source of this 1044-nucleotide messenger RNA. RefSeq lists its product as hypothetical. Gene Ontology annotation, molecular function: hydrolase activity. Lineage: Eukaryota; Fungi; Ascomycota; Eurotiomycetes; Eurotiales; Trichocomaceae. The coding region runs from base 1 to 1044 and encodes 347 amino acids. The transcript is spliced from 2 exons. The record is from RefSeq and is a predicted model, not a curated record.
AUGGCGAUUAGACCGCAUGUCAAGCAUACCCACGUCUAUAAAUCGGACAAAGCCACAGAUAUCCAUCUUGACGUAUACCUUGCCGCAAACACUGGAAGCUCAGAGUCUCCCAAGCCCGUAAUCCUGUGGUUCCACGGCGGCUAUCUUGUCACAGGCAGCCGCGCUGCCAUACCCAGCUGGUUUCUCAACUAUGCCAUUGCCCAUGAAUGGACACUAGUAUCGGCGGAUUACAGGGUCUUACCCGAAUCCACCGGUUUCGCGACAACCGAAGAUGCCAUUGCCGCCUAUGAAUGGGUUGCAACUUCGCUCAUUGGCCUACACCCGGAGUGUCAUGCAGACCCUAGACGUAUAAUCGUCGCCGGUGCAAGCGCUGGAGGCUGGUGCACCUUAGUCAGUGCCCUGAGCCUUUCAAAAUCAUCGCAGAACGGCAUCCCGAGACCCAAGGCGCUUUUCCUGCUCUACCCGUUCACCGAUCCAGGGAGUGAGAAAUGGGCACAGAGCCUGUCACUCCCCGAUACUACGGUUGAUCAAGCUAUGGCGCAAAAAUUACUAGAUGAGAUACCCAGGAGGAUUGCACAAGGGGAUACUAGUCUCGGAGAGGACUUUCCCAAGUCAGAAGCAGAGCUGUUGACAAGGAAACGAUUGCCACUGCUCUAUGCAAUCCUAGAAAGAGGGAUAUUCCUGGAUUAUUUGACUGGACUAUCUGGUUUUGGGCGGCAAGUAAUGAGUGUAGGCUUGGAAAAUGCGGUGGAUGAACGCGCGAAGGGACUCUUCCCGCUCGACUUUGGCUCAUUUGGGCCUUCUUUCCCGGCAACUGUCGUCGUGCAUGGAACUGCUGAUAGGGAGAUUUCCUGUCAGGAAAGCGAGAAACUGGUCGCGAAGUUAAAGGAAGGGAGUGCUGCGGUUCAGUAUUAUCCCGUUCCUGGGGCCGAUCAUGUCUUUGAGCUGGAGUUGGACGAGUGCCACCCAGAUGCUGGGGCGCAGGAUUCGAGCUCUAUCCUUUUACGGGCUUUGCAGGCUCUACAAGGAUACGUUAAUGCAUAG